Messenger RNA from Rhododendron vialii, 1131 nucleotides. Its product is annotated as F-box protein At5g07610-like. Bases 1 to 1131 code for a protein of 376 amino acids. Gene Ontology annotation, molecular function: protein binding. Lineage: Eukaryota; Viridiplantae; Streptophyta; Magnoliopsida; Ericales; Ericaceae. The transcript has a single exon. The record is from RefSeq and is a predicted model, not a curated record.
AUGAUCGGGAGCGCAACCAGUAAAAGAACAAAGAGAACAAAGCCGAUUACCGGCGCACCUUCGUCGGAAAUCUCACCGGCAGCGGAAAUAAUUGCCAACAACGUCGAUCUCCUCACAGAAAUCCUUCUACGUUUGCGUGCGAAAUCCCUAAUCCUGUUCAAGUCCGUUUCCAAGCAUUGGUUCUCUCUCAUAUCCAAUUCCCAAUUCUCAAUCACCCUCUCCCGCCGAAACCCUAAUCCCUCGAUCUCAAGUUGGUUCUUUUCCUCCAUGCCUCCUGAGCACUCAACUCGACCAACAAUCACUCACUCUUGCAACGGCUUACUGUUAAUUAGAUAUCCUCCAACUAUGCAUUUCUUGGUUUUUAAUCCGACUAUACAGAAAUAUAGAUUAAUUAUCCCUUAUCCUUCUAUAUAUUCAUCUGGGUCUAAUCUUGUGAGGUUACAUGCUUAUUUGGAUUUUGAUCCUUCGAAAUCGCCUCACUACAAAGUUGUAUUGCUGAUUAUUUACGGUUGUCCCACCAGUUUUAAUGUUGGGAUUGAUAUAUAUAGUUCGGGGAGUAUGUCUUGGAAACAGAUUCAUGCACACGGAAACGAGCUUAUACAUGCGGCGUUUUCUGGCGGCGUUUUCUAUUGGUUCGGUGAUGAGAAUAUGUUGGUGGGAUUUGAUGUUGAUUCAGCAAAGAUGAUAGAAAUGCCAAACGCACCCAAGAUUCAACGGGCAGACAGGAUAUCGAUUCAGUAUUUCGGAGGAUGUGGUGGCCGUUUGAUUCUUAUUCUAGAUCCUAUGGUCAUCAAAAUCCUAGAGAUGGACAAGAAUGAUGGCAGUUGGAAGAUAGAUUGUGAGGUCGAUUUGCAUCUAAUGUCUGCAUUACUUCAUCAACCCAAACCCUAUUGGAAUUAUGAUUCUUCUGUUCUGUCUGUUGUCAAGAAAGAGGAAGGAAAAGGUUAUGAACUCAUAGUAGCUUUUCCGCGCGAAGUUUUUUGUGGAAACGUUAUUACGUAUAAUCUGUCGUAUAUUAUGGAGUUUAAGGUAUGGACUGUCGUUUGUGAGGUGGUGCCGGGUGAAUCGAUUUGUGAUACACCUCCUAAUACAAUUGUUCAUCCGUAUAUCGAAAGCCUAUCCCCUGUUUGA